AGGUAUGAUGUAUCAAAUUAUCUGGUACAGAGGACUCAUGGAUCAUAAACAGCCCCCUGACACCUCCACCUCUUUUAUUAAAAAAAGAAACAGCUCAGAUACACUUACAGAGCACUCCAGGGUGCACAUUUUGUAACAACCACUGUGGAAACAAAAGGCAUAAUUCUUGUCCUCUAACGAGUCAUCUAGUGAAAUCAUUCUAAUUUCUACAGAUCCUAAAAUCACCUAUUUACCGAAAAGCCUGACAAACUGUUAAGUGUGCAGUCGCCAGAAAAAAAAAUUACUGCAUCUAAAGGAGAAUACACUUUUGUAUUUAAGACACUUUUUAAGAAAUAAGGAUACAAAUUACACACUGGCAAAUUCAACUAUAAUCAGACACCACAGUGGCGCAUCAAAGAAGGCACAAUGCUUUGUCUAGACUUGAAAGUGUUAACAUGAGGUUUAUGUGCUAUAUAAAGGCUUUCUGGAGUUUUAAAAGAAAAUCCGUUGGCUAUUCUUGAUUUGUUAACAAGACAUCGAAAACUGUUUUUCAAAAAUUAUCGUAAAGAGGAUAGGAUGUAAGACGCAGUGGACGGAGGCACCGCAGGGCCGUCUGUACAUACAAUCAAUCAAGGGGGUGCCUACAGGGAAAAGAGUGGUGUUCAAAUUCUGAAGCAAAUGUCCUGGGGCUUACACGUUUAUUACUGUGAAUUAGUUCAGCCGAUAGCAUGUGACAAAAGAGAUGGAUGUGUGGAGAGGCAGACAACACAUGGGGACCUUUCCCUGUCGAGGAGUCGUGACAGCAAAAUCACUUCCUGAGGAAGGAGGAGCAAAAGGGAAGUUAAGAGGCCACCCUGACCAGGAAGUGACUCGCCCUAAACUAGCCUCAAUCAUAUCAAAAAAUGGGGGAUGGGGUGAGCCCCAACAGCUAAAGGCGGGUAAAAUAACUGCUUCCUGAUACGUCGCGACAUCACCAUGGCCCCCUCUUAAUUACAGAAGAGAGUCCAGUUAGGAUUAAAAAGGGAAAGUCUCCUCUCUUGUAGAAAGGCCACUGGAUUGUGCCUCAGGCCCCAGAGGAAAAGAGAGUUGAGGAACGGGGAACUGGAGCCACCGUGAGGCAAAGUAAAGCCCCUCAAGAGGGAAGCGUCCCGACUGCGGAGAGCGUAUACCAACACGGGCUAGGAAGCUGCUUUCUCCUGGGGAUGCUGCCAGGGUUCCCACCGCAGCCGGGCCGGGCCCCUGUUCCCUGUCGCGUGACCAGUGACAGUAUUUUUAAAUUCAUUGACACCCAAAUUCUAUGUGGCACUUACAGGGACAUCUUCUUUGAUAUCAGGACUAAUAUUUAUAUUUGAAUGGUGGUACUUCCAUAAACAUGGCACAUCUUUUAUUGAGCAAGUAUCUAUAAGCCAUUUGCGACCGCUAAUGGGAGGAACAGAAACCAGCAUUUCAGAGCCAGGUUCUCCUUCCAGCAACAGAGAAAGUGAAACCAGCAGACAUAACUUGUCAGAAUGCAAGGUAUGGAGAAACCCUCUAAAUCUUUUCAGAGGAGCAGAAUAUAGGAGAUACACUUGGGUGACUGGUAAAGAGCCUCUUACAUACUAUGACAUGAAUUUGUCAGCUCAGGACCAUCAGACUUUUUUCACCUGUGACACGGACUUUUUACGUCCUUCAGACACAGUUAUGCAGAAGGCAUGGAGGGAAAGAAAUCCUCCAGCUCGAAUCAAAGCAGCCUAUCAAGCUUUAGAAUUAAACAAUGACUGUGCCACUGCGUAUGUUCUACUGGCUGAGGAAGAAGCAACAACUAUUGUAGAUGCUGAAAGGUUAUUUAAACAGGCACUCAAGGCAGGAGAAACAAUUUAUAGGCGGUCACAGCAAUGCCAGCACCAAAGUCCUCAGCAUGAAGCUCAACUGAGAAGAGAUACCAAUGUACUGGUAUAUAUUAAAAGAAGAUUGGCAAUGUGUGCAAGAAAAUUAGGAAGAAUAAGAGAGGCAGUUAAGAUAAUGAGAGAUUUGAUGAAAGAAUUUCCUCCUCUUACCAUGUUGAACAUCCAUGAAAAUCUCCUAGAAUCACUUUUAGAAUUACAGGCCUAUGCAGAUGUUCAGGCAGUCCUAGCAAAAUAUGAUGAUAUAAGCCUUCCAAAGUCAGCGGCAAUCUGUUAUACAGCAGCACUGUUGAAGACAAGGACUGUUUCAGAUAAAUUCUCUCCAGAAACAGCAUCCAGAAGAGGCUUAAGCACAGCAGAAAUUAAUGCUGUGGAAGCAAUUCACAGAGCUGUGGAAUUUAAUCCUCAUGUACCAAAAUAUUUACUAGAGAUGAAAAGUCUGAUUUUGCCUCCAGAACACAUUCUGAAACGGGGUGAUAGUGAAGCAAUUGCCUAUGCUUUCUUUCAUCUUCAGCAUUGGAAGCGAAUAGAAGGUGCCCUUAAUCUAUUACAAUGUACAUGGGAAGGCACUUUUAGAAUGAUUCCAUACCCACUAGAGAAAGGCCACCUAUUUUACCCUUAUCCCAGCUGCACAGAGACUGCUGAUAGAGAGCUGUUACCUACCUUUCAUCAUGUUUCUGUUUACCCAAAGAAGGAGCUUCCUUUUUUCAUUCAUUUCACAGCAGGACUGUGUUCUUCCACAGCAAUGAUAGCUCUUCUCACACACCAGUUUCCUGAAAUCAUGGGUGUUUUUGCUAAAGCUUUUUGCUCUGAGCCACCUGACUCUCCAGGAAUGACAGUGAUGGAUGAAAACAAACAGUACCGAAGACAACUGAGGUUUUUUGGCUCCACCUCACCAAGUCCUGACUGCUGAGUCUGCAGAGAAGAGCCUGGGAGUCCACAACAGUCACCAGGAGAGGAGCAGUUCUGUUGCAUUGCACGUUGUUCCUAGUUUAACCUGUCUAAACCUGAAAUAUGAGCCAAGCUGGUAACUUCCACUCUUUUGGGAGAAUACCAUAUGACCUGCCAGCAUCCCCAAGAAUUCCACCACAAAUAUCUGGAACAGACCGAGAAACAACGAUUUGCUGCUUUCUGCCAAUGGUUAGCCUUUGGUAGGGAUCUCCUCUUUCCUUGCUUCCCCAACUCCACUUUAGAAUCUUCAAUGGCAGCAGCUGGAUAAAGCCUUUCAGUCAUUCAUGGUCUGUUCCCAACCUUUCUACCUUUAAUCUCCCUUACUCAAAACCUUCGCUCAGUCAGAUUAAUCUGUUCUCUGUUCCUGGAACAGAUCAUGUGCUUUCCCAUCAACACUCUGUUUGUGUGUAGAGAAUAUCUGCCUGUUCUUCUCUCUAGUUAUCCAGAUAAUCCCCACACUUCAAGAAACAGCUUAAAUUCCACAUUUUCAAAUAAACUGUCCUUGAUUUCUCCAGUCAUCUCUCUUUUACA
This is a messenger RNA of Equus caballus (horse), 3344 nucleotides long. The record is from RefSeq and is a predicted model, not a curated record. Lineage: Eukaryota; Metazoa; Chordata; Mammalia; Perissodactyla; Equidae.